AAUAUUAUGGUUUCGGAAACUACAACGAACGGACCGGACGGACUCCAAAUGGUGGAAGUCCACCAGUGUUGAAGAUGUCGACGAUAUUUCAAAGAAUCAUUACACACGCUUACGCAACAAUGGUGAUGGCUUUCUUCACCCUGUUGACCAAAAAAAUACUUUAAACCAUCACACAAUCUUCUUAAAUCUCUUAAACCCCCCUUUUCCCUUUAUUAGUUAUCUCUAAAACUUGAAUUUCUCUUCGUUCAAGAAAGCUCUACGCCAUGGUUUUGAUCAAGGAAUUCCGGAUUGUUAUGCCGUUGUCGUUAGAAGAGUAUCAGGUAGCUCAGAUGUAUAUGGUAAUGAAAAUGCAGCAACAGAACACUAGCAGCACUGAAGGAGUGGAUGUUUUAGAGAAUAGAAACUUUGAAGAUGGUUUAUUUGGAAAGGGUCGAUACACAUCCAAAGUCUACCGCCUCCAAAGUAAGGCUCCUACUUGGCUUAGUAGUUUUGCGCCAACCGAUGCUCUCACGAUGCAAGAGGAAGCUUGGAACGCAUACCCGAGAUGCAAAACAGUAAUUAAGUGUCCAUAUUUCACAAGUUUUACGUUGACCAUCGAAACAAUUCAUAGAGCCGACAAUGGACAUUCAGAAAAUGUUCACGGUCUAAACAAACAACAAUUAGCUGACCGGGAGGUUGAAAUCAUUGAUAUAGCUUCAACAUCAGACGACUAUUGGAGUUACGUAAUUGGUAGUAACACUGUCGACUUUUCCAAAUUCCAGUCAUCAAGAACUGCUCGUGGCCCGCUUUUAGAAGGAUGGCAGGAUCAUUGUAAACCGGUUAUGACCGCAUAUAAAUUGGUGACAGUAGACGCUCCAUAUUGGGGUUUUGGUAGUCGGCUCGAGCAAGCUUUAAUUGCGGGCGAAAGGGCGUUGUUUCUUGAAAGCCAUCGUAAUUGUUUUGCUUGGAUAGAUGAAUGGCAUGGCAUGACGGUGAAGAUGAUGUGUGAUAUCGAAAAACAAAGUAUUCCGCUGUCUCACGAGGGGGAAUUGGGACGCUAAUUGUUGAUACAAUGUUAUUUGUAGGAGAGUCUUUCGAGCCCGUUCUAGUUGCUUUUAUGAUGAACAAACCACGGUCGCAACAAACGGUUCUUUUUGACCAAUGGGUUUCGUCGGUUUAAGCAAGGGGACGACAUGGUAACUUGGGAUCUUUUAUUUGAUUCUCGUAGAUAGUUGCAUAUUUUUUUCUUUCUUUACAGAAAACAAUUCAUACGUAUAAAGGUUUUCGAUUGCAAGACUAGUCACUAGGGAAAUGUCGAUGGAAAUGUAAAAGUUAUUCCGAUUCGGAACACGUUUCAUUCAGUCGUGAUACGAUGUUUUGUUCUUGUUUUUCUAUGGUAUAUGAUUAAAUCAAACAAAGUAC
This is a messenger RNA of Cynara cardunculus var. scolymus (artichoke), 1401 nucleotides long. Its product is annotated as phosphatidylinositol transfer protein 1-like. Bases 264 to 1040 code for a protein of 258 amino acids. The transcript is spliced from 10 exons. Gene Ontology annotation, biological process: phospholipid transport. The record is from RefSeq and is a predicted model, not a curated record. Lineage: Eukaryota; Viridiplantae; Streptophyta; Magnoliopsida; Asterales; Asteraceae.